CACCGGGAAAUCUCUGUUAUCACACAAUAUCGGAUGGAAAUCGUAGAGUGGAAGAAAGCACGAGACCAUGCGGCGGACCCUAGUACCACAACGCACACUGUGACGAUUCGGCAUUAAAGCUAAAUUAUUUAAUUGCUUCAAGACUUUGAAGAUGGAUGCAAGGCAGUGUUUUCAAGCAUUUGGUUGCCAGCCUAGUGAUCAACUCUUGGUGGUCAAGGAACAGCAUCUUGCUGACUCCAACUUUGUGUUUGCUUACUUGAUGAAGCAGGCUUUGCUGGAUGAAAAUAAUAGGGUCUUACUGCUAUUGACUCAUAAUUCUCUGCCUCAUUAUGAAUGUGUUGCGAAGAAAAUUGGACUUAACUUGAUCAAUAAAGUGCAAUCUGGUAUGGUUCAUGUUAUUGAUCUGCAGAGUAUUGUUUUAGAUUUAUUGAAUAAUCAGUUGCCUUCGGUGGACUUAUUAAGUACUAUUCAAAGAAGAAUUCAACAGAAUGUUACAGAAAAUACAAACUAUAAAUGUUGGGUAUUUAUUGAUGAUUAUACUCAUAUUCAAGACUGCACUCAUGAUGUAGCGGAGAGUAUAAAUUUCCUCAAUAUGUUAUUAGGCGAGUUUUAUAAUGAAACUAUUAGAUAUAUUGUGGGGCUGCAUGUUGGUGACGAAAAUGAUAGGAUCCUCAGCAGCGAUUUAGAAUAUUCGGCUGAUUGUAUUAUCGACGUUUCGCUAAUGAAAACGGGGCGGAGUGAUGACAUCUCAGGGAUACUGAAAGUUCUCAGGAACCGGAAAUUAAUCACUUAUCACUAUAAAGUUAGGGAGUAUGGGGUUGAUAUUAUUGCUCCCGGCAACUUUUUGAUUUCUUAAAUUGAUUUUUUUAUACUAAUUAUGUUUGUAAAUAAACUACAAUGAAACAA
Messenger RNA from Dalotia coriaria, 906 nucleotides. RefSeq lists its product as uncharacterized. Gene Ontology annotation, cellular component: elongator holoenzyme complex. The record is from RefSeq and is a predicted model, not a curated record. The transcript is spliced from 2 exons. Gene Ontology annotation, biological process: tRNA wobble uridine modification. The coding region runs from base 152 to 856 and encodes 234 amino acids. Lineage: Eukaryota; Metazoa; Arthropoda; Insecta; Coleoptera; Staphylinidae.